GCGAAUAGAAACACCGCCGUAUUCCAAAAUGUCAAAAUCAUAAUCAUUCGGCUAAUUCCUCUGACGCUUUGAAUCAACCCAGAAACGAUGUCUUCGUCUGUUCUUUUGGAGGCCAGGCCUUUUCGGCCCUUCAAGUCUAGUGAAGAAUAUCUCUAUGCCAUGAAAGAAGAUUUGGCUGAGUGGUUGCAAACCAUGUACCCUCAUUUGAACAUUGCAGUCGAAAACUUCAUGGAGAAGUUGGAGACUGGGGUUGCAUUAUGUGAGCACGCAAACGCUGUGAAGGCCCAAGCUCAAGAAUACGCCGAAAAAAAACAAGCGAAAAAAAUUAUGACCAGAUCAGUAACUGGGUCACUGGCAGUAGCCCAAGCUCUCGUACGAAUAGCCGAAGUGAAGUACUUCAACACAGCCAAACCGGGAACUUUUUUCUCUAGGGACAAUGUUAGCAAUUUCAUCAAUUGGUGCAAAAAUUCCCUGAAAGUAAUUGAAUGUCUCCUCUUUGAAACCGACGACUUGAUUAUGCGGAAGAACGAGAAGCACGUCAUUCUCUGUUUAUUGGAGGUUGCUAGAAGAGGUGCUAAGUUCGGCAUGUUAGCACCUGUGUUGGUACAAAUGGAACGACAAAUUGACAGAGAAAUAGCGGCGGACCAGAAAAAAAUGGGUGUCACUUUCAACGAAAAUUCAAAUAAUCAAAACAACCUUGACGAUGAUAGCGAUAGCGACAGCGAUCUCGAAGACGAAGAGACUGUAUUGAUGUACGGACCGGCCCCUCAAAUCAUCACUAACGAUUUGAAGAGUUUAGAUGAAAUGGUCAGAGAUCUAGUUGAAAAAUGUACGUGUCCCACCCAAUUCCCAAUGAUAAGAGUUUCUGAAGGAAAAUAUAGGAUUGGAGAUACAAAAGUUUUAAUUUUUGUGAGGAUUCUACGAAAUCACGUUAUGGUGCGAGUAGGCGGAGGCUGGGAUACCCUAGCCCAUUACUUAGACAAACAUGAUCCUUGCAGAUGUCGAAGUCAGCAUAGGACGACCCAAAGCGCCAAACUCGUGAAUAAGCCUGGAGCAGCAGAUCUACAUGGAUCACAUGUAUACUAUGACAGAACACCGGCACAAUACCCAGAACAUACCCCCCAUGUCAACGGCGCCCUGAACGGCCCACAAUCUCUUAGUCCACCGAUGAAUGCCCUCAACCGUUCGAGGUCUCGUUCGCCAUCCAGGAGGCCUCUCAGUCCGAAUUUUUCCAGGAUGGCACUUGCUCCCCCCCAGAUCCGGUCCAGAAGUCCUACUCCUAAUUAUACUUCGAAUCUUAGCACGAAACUCUCUACCAGUCGGAGUCCCCAACACAAGAACUAUGGCCCGCAGUCGUUGCCGGUGAUGGCUGCAAAGCCUAAAAACGUUGUUAGUUCCAUACACAUUCCAGUGGAUUCGAAGGUGUUGAAAUCUGAAGUUAGUCUACAUGUAAACGAUACCGACCACAGCGAUACCACAUCAGAAGUUUCCGAUGAAGGAUAUCGAAGUUUGGGCAUAAUUCACGAUAAGAGUAAACAACGAUCAUCCCUUUACAGUCAGAACUCUGCUGAGGAUGCGGAAGAUACAGAGCAUCAAGUAUACACAGAGGAUGAUCUCAACGAAUUUGGAUUGAGAAAAACUCAGUUUUCACAAAGAAUUUAUGAGUGUGAUGGAAAACCAAAGCCAGAAAUGAACCACCAAUCUAUGGAAAAACUCUUCGAAUCUCCAACCUUAUCACCAGACUCUUCCAACAGGAUACAAAAAGAAAAGUCGUUCCUUAAAUCAAAAGAGGCACUCCACGCCCGAAAAAAGCCAUCUAGUCGUACCAACAGUGCAGAACGAAACAAAGAAGUCCAGAAUAUGGCUAAGAAAGCGAUGUCUCAGAUAAAGAAGCCUGAUUCGAAAAUCAGUACCUGGAGUGGUCGCCCCAGAAAUACGAGAGCCAGCCUCGCCCCAGAUACCUUUGUAUCGCCUUUUGCCAGAAACUCUACAGGCAGAAGAAGUGUUUCGGCAGUAGACAGACGUCCUUCGUCUGCAAACACUUCUCCCACCAAAGGUAAGCUGAAGCAAGACGUUCUGCAAGCUGUACAGAAAACUAACGACGAUGAAAUGAUAGCAAUAGAAUUACAAGCUCUACUGAAAAAAUAUGGUAGCUUAAACAUGCUAAAUGACGAGGAAGAUUAUAGAGGACCGCAAUUCGCUAGAACCACUCAAGACCGGAUGUCUUUCCGAAGUCCCAGAAAAGAUUCAAGACCUGAAAAUAAUUUGUCUAGAAUACCAGCACCGGUGAUUCAGACAAAAUCGUAAUUUUUACGUUUUUCUGCAGUGUUCAAACGAAAAAUUUGAAUGGAAAUGAUUCAAAAUAUCAACAUUCUUCAUUUCUCAAUAGGCAACGAAUAUCUCAAUACUGUUUGAGAUAUUUUUAUCACUUCUCAAGAAUAGGAGAAUUUAAAAUCAAAUAUUCAAAUCUUUCACACUGAAAAAACCUCAUAACGAUCAAUUACUACAUUCCGAUCUUUAAAUUUAUCGAACUAACAGCAAAUAUGUAAAAGACGUGGCAUUGAAUUUGAGCUUUCAAAUGGAUUUCAGGCAGAAAGUGUAUCGGCCGUAGACAGACGUAGAAAAAUGAACAAUUAAGUAUCCUAAGAAAAUUUAGGGGGCCAAUGGAGAGAAUUUUUUUUAAAUCGCAAAAUUUUUAAAAAUUGAUAUUGAAAACCGUUCACUUUAUAUGUAGGCAGUAUACAAAAAUGAAGAAUGUUGAUUUCAUAAACUUGAAUGCUUGUGAUUUAUAAAUAUAUAUUUAAUUCAUCAGUAAGUGGACAUAUCUAUUUAUAUGGAUGAAAAAGAUAUACAUGAUAUUUUUAAUCACCUAAUAUGUUUCUUUGUUAUCAUCAAUACACCACCCCGGAAUUAACUUUCUGAUUUUAAAUAUUAUUCUGAAUGAAUUUUGUAUAACUGGAACUGGAUUGGAAACUAAAAUAAUAUAACAUGUUGAAGUUAUAUUUUAAUUUCUAGUACUUCUUCACAUAUCAAUUAUUUUCUGACUACAAAUAUAAAUGAAUCCAUUAAUUGAUCUAUUUAAUAAUUCUUGCUGAUAAUGUAGGUAUAAUUUUGUACAAUAAUUGUCUUCAAUAUCAUUCAUUAUUGACUUCUUAUAAGAAUUUCAGAAAAACAAAUAUCAAUUUUAGGAAGUAUCUCAAAAACGUUAUUGGAAAAAACGUGAGUAGCUUCAAAUGAAUAUUUUUUUGUGUAAUACAGAAUUUGUAAAAUCAGAAAGAUGUGAUCAACUUCUAGAAAUUUCGGGGGAAUAAUUUCAGACAGAUUGAAUUGAUAUACCUAUUUGAUUGUUCAUCAUGUAUUACUGCGUUGAUAAUUUUACUCAUAUGAGUGUAUAACUAUGAAUGCAAUUAUUACAUAUAAUGCUACUUCUGAUUGACAUAACUAAUAAAUCAAAUCAGCAAUGUGCCGGUAAACUAUGUUAAACAUAUAUUUCAUAUUUAUGGUACUACUUAGUGUAAUUCAUGAAAUGAAUGCGAUGAUGGGCAAAAUCAAUCCAAAAUACUAAUCAGGGUAUUUUGUAUUUGAAAAAAAAAUUUGUAUUUGUAUGUAAAUAAAUGUAAACAUAAGUUUCUCAGUUUGAUAUUUUAUCUUAUCUUAGUAUAACUAGGCUAAUAGACACCGAGAAAUUAUUUUAAUUAAAAUUUAUUGUUCCAGUUUUGGAACUAAUAUUUUAUUAGAUUUUUGUAAAGUAGUAGUUUUCUGAAGAUUCAGUUAUGAUGCAUCAACUUAUCACAAAGAAGGUAUUUUUGUAAUCGAAGAAAACAACCUUAUUUCUUUCCACAGAGAAAUUAUCAUCAAACGAGACUACUUGAGAAGAGACACUUUGAUAUGACUGAAUUGAAACAGAGAACUCAUGCUAUGGUAUUAUAUAACUAACCAGUAGUUAUAUCAAAUAAUAAACAAAAUUUAUCAAGGA
This is a messenger RNA of Leptinotarsa decemlineata (Colorado potato beetle), 3976 nucleotides long. Its product is annotated as GAS2-like protein pickled eggs. Gene Ontology annotation, molecular function: microtubule binding; actin filament binding; cytoskeletal adaptor activity. Lineage: Eukaryota; Metazoa; Arthropoda; Insecta; Coleoptera; Chrysomelidae. Gene Ontology annotation, biological process: regulation of microtubule polymerization or depolymerization; actin crosslink formation; protein localization to microtubule plus-end. The record is from RefSeq and is a predicted model, not a curated record. Gene Ontology annotation, cellular component: microtubule plus-end; actin filament; cytoplasm.